Molecule: messenger RNA, 1143 nt
Organism: Talaromyces stipitatus ATCC 10500
Lineage: Eukaryota; Fungi; Ascomycota; Eurotiomycetes; Eurotiales; Trichocomaceae
Exons: 2
Coding region: 1-1143 (380 amino acids)
Molecular function (GO): monooxygenase activity; oxidoreductase activity, acting on paired donors, with incorporation or reduction of molecular oxygen; heme binding
Source: RefSeq, a predicted model, not a curated record
AUGGAGGAUAUCGUCUACAUUAACACCUUGAUCAUACUUGUCAUCGUUCCAUCUAUUCUUGCCCGUCGGAGAGUAGAGUACCUCACUUCAAUGGUACUCAGGAAGAAGGUCCAUUAUUGUACGCCAAAUGAAAUCCGCUCCCUGAUUCAAGCGAAGAUGCUCCCUGGCCGAAAGCCAAACCACCUUGAACCCCCUGAUUCACGAAGCCUGAUGAAUCAGUCCCUAAAACGAACCUUUGGGAUCCAGAACGCAUUUACGACUUCUGACGAAAUCUACGUGGUGCAAGCACUCACACUUCGUGCUAUACUCAAAGUAUUUUUCUUCUUCGACAAAGAAGACGGCCUCCAGGACGUUGAAUUCAAGCAACUUGGAGAACUAGCUCAGGCUAUCAAUGAUGCCUGGAUCAAGUCAAAAUCGGAAAAUAAUUUGCUUGAAUUCAGAGAUAAUAGAUAUUUACGAGAUACACUCACCAAUGUCAUGCCACGUGCAGACAUUCUGGAUCCCCGCAAAAACCCUUUGAACUUCAUUCUGCCUGGAUUUGAGACAAUGUGGCGGGUUGUCUUACGAGGGUUCAUCGAGGUGGCAUACAAGACAGGUAAAGAGCAUCCGAGUUGGAGAAAUGCACUUAUUCUAUACUCUCAAGAACCGACAGCAGAAGUAUUUAAUCGAGCCUAUCCACCAGACGUUGUAUCUGCCAACUUCCUGGUCAAGGAAAUGCUUCGUGUCUAUCCGCCGACGAAACGAAUUUAUCGAGCAUGGAUGGACGGACGUUCCGCUGAACCUUUAAAGCUCGCGGCCGACAUAGAAUCCUGUUAUCUUUCGACAAACAUCUGGGGGCCGACAGCUGAGAUUUGUGAUCCGUUGCGCUGGAAUAAUGUGACAAACGAGCAGCAAGAAGCUUUCCUACCAUUUGGUUCAAAGCCUUUCGAAUGUCCUGCGAAACCAGUAUUUGGACCGCGGCUCAUCGGGCUCUUGGUUGGAAUACUCAUUGCUGCAUUUCCAGAUGGUUGCAAACUGAUAUCGUCUGAUGCAGGAGAGGUUUUUGGACCGGAGCGUCUUAGUAAUAAAAGGUGUAUGGGGAGAAGCUUGAAGUUGAGCAUUCCGUCUAAUUAUGACUCCACCCCAGAGAUCGACAGGAAGUAG